UGAAGUAGGGGAGUCACUGGGACGUCGUGGAGAGGGUAAAAAUUUGUCCCACGUCCCACGAUUCUGGCAUCACUGCUGCCAUCUAGCAAAAUAAUUAACGCAAACAUGCUCGUCCGCUCACAGUAAACAUUUCAUAAGAUUUUCUGUUUUUUUUUAUCGAAUAUUGUAACAAAUAUAAGGAAAUAUGGCUAAUCCGAAUUUGACGGAUAUGACAGAGGAGGAUGCAGCUGAUCUACAGUUUCCAAAAGACUGCUCGUCGAGUAGAACAGAAAAGAUCGAGCAUGACAUAGAACUCGAGGUGUCAGUCGUGAAGGAUGAAAUCAUUACUUCAGACCCAACAUGUCGCGUAUGCACAUCUGCUUUGACAGAGCCGUAUAUUCGUUGUGCUGUGUGUAAUAACAUGGAAUUGUGCCCCUCUUGUUUCUCCAACGGAUCAGAAAUUGGCAAUCACAGAAACGAUCAUGACUAUAUUAUCAUAAAGAAUGAGUUUCCAUUGAUCGAUGAAAGUGGGUGGACAGCAAAACAAGAGCUAGAGUUUCUAGACGUGUUACAGGAAUGUGGUUUUGGCAAUUGGGUCGAUAUGGCGAAAAGAAUGCAAGGAAAAUCUGCUGAUGAAUGCAAAAAUCAUUAUCUUCAGCACUAUAUAGAUAAUCAGACUCUACCAGGAUUGCCAAAAAUCGAAGAAACAAGAGCAAGUUUAUUUGGUUGCGAACCUGUUCCUUACUUGUAUAAAUUACAGGACUUGGAGGAACCUCCUAGGUUCGCACCCAAUACUCUUAAUUGUAAACUUCUGGCUGGAUAUAAUCCUGCAAGAUCAGACUUUGAAGUGAACUUUGAUAAUCAUGCAGAGUUAUUGAUAUCUGAUUUAAACUAUGACGAGUUUGAUGCAGCUGACAGUAACUAUGAAUUAGGAAAAGAAUUGCAAAUAGCUAUAGUGCAAGCAUAUAAUAACAGACUAAAGGAACGUAUGAGAAGAAGAAAGAUUAUACGUGAUCAUGGAUUAAUAGCAUUUAGAAGGACUAUAUCCUGGUUGCAAAGAUACGAGUGUACGAUAACUAGAACGCUCGCCGAGAGAUUAUUAAUUUUCAUGCAAUUAUUUGGAGGUAUAGAGUUUGAUUAUUUUAUGGAAGGUUUACACCGUGCCGGUGAACUUAAGAAUUAUCUUAAUAAACUUUUCGACUUUCGCAGUAAUGGUUUGAGACACUUUCAUAGUGUUCCAAUGUUUCAAAAAUUAAAUAAACUUAGACAGGAGAAUGAGAAGGAGAGGAAACAAUAUUUAAGUAAUCCUGAAUAUAGUUGGAAGACGAUAUUACCUGGUUGUAACAUUAAUUUUAAUAGCACUAUACCAAGUUCGAUAUCACAACGAAAAACAGCGCCUCCGCUUGUAAUUAAAGGUCUUCCAGGUUACGAGAAAUUAAGUCCUGCCGAAAAAGAACUUUGCUCAGCCACGCGUAUUGUUCCCGCUAAUUACUUAGAUUUUAAACAAAUUUUAAUAGCAGAGAAUAAGAAGAGCGGUUGUCUUCGAUUGGCACAAGCUAGGGUUCUUCUUAAAAUUGAUGUAAAUAAAACACGUAAAAUAUACGACUUCCUUACAGAAAAAGGAUAUAUAAAUAAACCGAAUCAAUGACGUAGGUUUAAUUAAUUAUAUUGAAUUGUGUUUAACGAGAACUGUCAGAAUUGUGAUAUUAUUUAUUAAGAUUUAUAAUUAAGAAUUUAUAGUAAGGAUUAACCAGUCGACUGAGAAUAAUGAAGUGAGUAUAUAGAGCAAUGUACAAAGAAUAAUCUAAUAAUUAAUAAAAUUAUGUGCCUAUUAAUCUGUAAAAUAUGUGUAAAUAAGCAAUUGUAAUGUUUUAUUCAGGAUUUGUACAAUAUUAAUAAUGUAACAUCUAUUUUAUAACGUAUACUAAUAAAACAUAUUUAAGACUCGUAAACGGUGGUAUUUAAUGAAACAAAUAUAUAUUUUACAAUUAAUGAAAUGAUUAAUCGAA
Messenger RNA from Osmia lignaria (orchard mason bee), 1988 nucleotides. RefSeq names its product Transcriptional adapter 2A (gene Ada2a). Gene Ontology annotation, biological process: DNA-templated transcription initiation; chromatin remodeling; regulation of transcription by RNA polymerase II. Gene Ontology annotation, molecular function: transcription coactivator activity; protein binding; zinc ion binding. The record is from RefSeq and is a predicted model, not a curated record. NCBI's taxonomy places the organism in Eukaryota, Metazoa, Arthropoda, Insecta, Hymenoptera, Megachilidae. Gene Ontology annotation, cellular component: nucleus; SAGA-type complex; RNA polymerase complex.